This is a messenger RNA of Lachnellula hyalina, 903 nucleotides long. RefSeq lists its product as uncharacterized. Lineage: Eukaryota; Fungi; Ascomycota; Leotiomycetes; Helotiales; Lachnaceae. The record is from RefSeq and is a predicted model, not a curated record. Gene Ontology annotation, molecular function: protein binding. The transcript has 2 exons. The annotation marks the transcript as partial.
GGGAACCUAGGCAUCCUCUAUACAAUGCAAGGCAAGCUAGUAGAGGCGGAGGUGAUGUACACUUGGGCGCUGCAAGGCUAUAAGGAGGCACUUAGUCCUGAACUUUUACUGGUUCAUUUACCAGCAUUAAAUACUAUGUGGGGGUUUGGCGAUCUCUUCUCACAGACAGGUCGAAAAGAGAUGGCGAAGACACCAGUCCCAGCCAUACCACUUCUCACUAUGUCUGAUCAUAUCAGAACUCGCGUGUUGGCCGGCAUUACUGUCUCCGACACACCUCUUAUCACCAAGGCCCUUGCCUACGCUCGCAAACACCUUAACGACAGUGCCUACAACCACGUCGUACGAUCUUGGCUAUUCGGCCAUGUCAUUGCUUCCCAGAUCCCCGACUUUCAGAAGCACGACGAAGAGCUCCACGCCAUUGCCGCCAUUCUACACGAUUUGGGAUGGGACAAAACUGACGAGCUCGUCUCCAAGGACAAGAGGUUUGAGAUUGACGGUGCAAACGCUGCCCGUGACUUCAUCGCUCGAGAAGGAGAGAUGAAGGAUUGGGACAAUCACCGUCUUCAGUUGGCAUGGGAUGCCAUUGCUUUGCAUACUACCGGCUCAAUUGCACUGCACAAAGAAAUUGAGGUGCGAAUUUGUUGUAUUGGGAUCAUUACCGACUUUACAGGCCCCGAAAUGAGUCCUGGCGGUGUGUUGACGAGGGGCGUAUGGGAUGCCAUUGUUGAACAGUUUCCAAGACCUGGAUUCGCGAAAGAUGUGGUCGAUACUCUUUGUGGGAUUUGUCGGAACAAGCCUGAGACCACCUAUGAUAAUUUCGUGGCGGAUUUUGGGUUAGCAUAUGUGGAGGGGUACAAUUUGAAGGGGAACAGACUCGUUGAUAUUUUGGAAGCUGCUGAGUAG